Molecule: messenger RNA, 838 nt
Organism: Leptinotarsa decemlineata (Colorado potato beetle)
Lineage: Eukaryota; Metazoa; Arthropoda; Insecta; Coleoptera; Chrysomelidae
Gene: icln
Product: chloride nucleotide-sensitive channel icln
Biological process (GO): cell volume homeostasis; chloride transport; mRNA cis splicing, via spliceosome
Cellular component (GO): methylosome; cytosol; spliceosomal complex
Source: RefSeq, a predicted model, not a curated record
UUCCUAUCUUCAUCUAUAUUGUAGUCAUUGGUUUGUUUUCAUUGUUAAGUUUAUUGAUUUCAAAAAUUACAAAAAAUGGUUAUUAUAAAUUCAUUUAAAUAUCCGGAAUCAGAUAUUAAGUACCAGAAAGAAAAUAUUCGAGUUGUAUUAGAAAAAAAGGAUCUUGGAAACGGAACCCUGUAUGUUAGUGAGCAAACUUUAUGUUGGCAACGGAACGGGGAUGUUGGUCUAACGAUAGAGUACCCCAAUAUAGUAUUACAUGGUAUCUCGAAAGAUGAUUCUGUUUACCCAGGAGAAUGUGUUUAUGUAGUGGUUGCAGGAAAGAUUCAUAUGCCAGGGGAAGAUCCUUCAUCGCCUGAUGCAGAUGACAGUGAUGCAGCUGACAGUGAAGAUAGUUAUUGUGAAGUAUCACAUGAGUGUUCAGAAUUAUUAUUAGUACCAAGUUCAACUAAUGAUGAUACUGAAGUUGUCAGACAGCUUUACGAGGCUAUAAUGCACUGUCAGGAAUUGAAUCCUGAUCCUGCCAUGGAUAUGGAUGAUGACAGCACAAAUGAAGAUGACAAUCUCUACGAAGACGCUGAAGCUGAACUGAAUGAGGAGAAUGAAAUUAUGGAAAGAGGUGGAGGUGAUGCUGAUGUAGAUGACCUCACAAGAAGAAUCCGUGACAAUUUCCAUGACAUUCAAAUUACGACAACAAAUGGACAUGAUGAAGAAGAGGAAUUUCAAGAUGCUGAUUAGAAUUAGUUUUUUGUACUUUUGUAUUUAUUGAUGUCUGAUUGGUAGUCAUAUUUAUACCAAUUUUAAAUCAUGUGCUUCAAUAAAGAAAAGCAAAAAUGUA